CUGGGCAGCAAGUAGCGCGCAUCAUUAAAAUCAUUUGGCAUGCCACUGUUGCCAAAUUAACUCCCAAUAAAUGGCCGCACAUUGCAAUCUGCUAUGGUUAUUACGAAAACGUCUCGUGGGCCGGUUCACAGUGUAAAUGCUUAAUUUUAUUGUGUCAGUCCUCGGUCCCGGCAUAACAGUCCGUUGUGCCAGGGUAAACGGUCGCGCGCGCAAACCCUAAACUUUUUCCCGCCAUAAUUGAGGCGCCAUUUUUAUGAUGUGAGUGACAGUUGAUAUGGACAAUAUUAGUUUUCAGUGACCUGUGAAUACUUUUGGUUUUAUUAAUUGAGGAGACAGCUCAGCAAGAUGAACAAGAAGUCGCAUAAGAAAAAGCAGAAGAAACGAGGGAGAGGAGAGGGGAAGAAUAAAGAAAAUAUUAUAGAAGAUGUACAUGAUGAUAAAGAUGAAGGAUCUCCGGAGCCUGUUGUGGAGAAGAAGAAUGUUUGCUAUGAGAUCAGGCACUCUGAGGUGAUGGGCAGAUAUCUGGUGGCAAGUCGAGAUAUAAGAGCUGGUGAGGUUAUUUUUGAAGAACUCGCUAUAGCUGUGGGUCCCUGCACUGGGUGUGGCCUCAUCUGCCUCGGCUGUUAUCGCGAACUCGAUGAAACUAGCCUGGCGAAAUGCCGAGGUUGCAAAUGGCCGAUGUGCAGCAAUUCAUGUCCCGGCUCCGGCAAGUACACCGGUCAUUCCACGUACGAGUGCGACACACUGAAGGACAUACCACCAGACUACUCCAACCUUGAGGAUCUUAAGGACGCUUAUCAAGCUCUCAUGCCAUUGAGGUGCUUGCUGCUAAAGACAGCGGACCCUGCGAAGUGGACAGCAUUAUCAGCGAUGGAGGCCCACAACGAGUUAAGAAAAGCCAGGGGCGAUAUCUGGCCGAUGAAUGAGAAGAACGUCGUUCAGCGAAUGAAGAAGUGGGGACUGCAGUACGAUGACCAGGAGAUACAUACCGUCUGCGGAAUCUUGGAGGUCAAUGCCUUCGAAGUAGGCGGCAGCGGCGCCAACGCCAGAGCGCUGUACGACAGAGCGUACCUCCUUGCACACGACUGCACCCCGACCACCACACACACAGACUCAGAGAGGGUUCCUGGAAGACCACUCACUAUACGGGCGUCAGUCCCCCAUAAGGCUGGAGACUUGAUAUCUCUGUGUUAUGCGUACACACUACAGGGCACCUUGAAACGUCGUGAGCACAUAAAGCACAGUAAGUUCUUCGAGUGCAGCUGCGCCCGCUGCCGCGACCCGACGGAGCUGGGCACGUACGCCAGCGCCUUCCGCUGCCCGCGCUGCGCCGGCCGCGUGCUGCCCUCCGCGCCGCUGGACCCGGCCGCGCUUUGGCACUGCGUCGACAACAACUGCCAGUACGUCAUGACCGCGCCCUCCGUGCAACUGCUGCUGAAGAGACUCACAGACGAGUAUGAGCAGAUAGACGCUAACGACGUCCGAGGGUUCGAAGGUUUCCUCCACAAGUACAGGAACGUGAUCCACAACACGCACUACCUGUGCCUCUCCGCCAAGCACUCGCUGAGCCAGCUGUAUGGGAAGGUGGCUGACUACAUGAUCCACGUGAUGCCUGAAUCUGAGCUCAAUAGAAAGAUCGAGAUCUGCAGGGAUUUGAUGAAGGCGUUCGAUAUUAUUGAGCCUGGGUAUUCUAGGUUGAGAGGAGUAACGCUGUACGAGCUGCAUGCACCUCUAAUGAUCCUCACCACGAGGGACUUUGAGAAGAAAGCGAUUACUAAAGACAAUUUAAGGACACGACUUAAAGAAAUCGUCAAAUAUCUCACGGAAGCAGCACUUAUACUUGGUUUUGAGCCAUCGCAAUCCUCCGAGGGUCUAAUGGCGACAGCAGCGCGGGAUGCUCUCAAGAAGAUCAAAACAUGGGAACAGAUUAUUGGGAAGAUAUCAUGAUGAUGUCUGAUCAUCGAAAGUGAAGGUGGAUGACUAAUGGGGCG
Messenger RNA from Spodoptera exigua (beet armyworm), 1991 nucleotides. NCBI's taxonomy places the organism in Eukaryota, Metazoa, Arthropoda, Insecta, Lepidoptera, Noctuidae. The record is from the annotation of a GenBank genome assembly.